Molecule: messenger RNA, 3640 nt
Organism: Polypterus senegalus (gray bichir)
Lineage: Eukaryota; Metazoa; Chordata; Cladistia; Polypteriformes; Polypteridae
Product: solute carrier family 13 member 2-like
Exons: 12
Coding region: 86-1858 (590 amino acids)
Biological process (GO): monoatomic anion transmembrane transport
Cellular component (GO): membrane
Molecular function (GO): transmembrane transporter activity
Source: RefSeq, a predicted model, not a curated record
UAUUUUCCCAAGCCACACUCGUAUUUUUUUUUUCUUAUUUAUUUUCUCACAUAUUUACUAUUACUUUAAUCUAAACUCUGCAAGAAUGAAUUUAUUCUUGAAAUGGAUUUGGGUGAACAAGAACUAUCUGAUCAUGUUCCUCACUCCGCUUCUGCUCUUACCGCUGCCAGUUGUCAUUCCUUCUAAGGAAGCAGGUUGUGCAUUUGUCAUCAGCUUGAUGGCAGUCUACUGGUGCACUGAGGCUCUACCACUGGCUAUCACUGCACUGAUACCAGUAGUGCUCUUCCCAAUGAUGAAGAUCAUGGAUUCUGACGCGGUGUGCAACCAGUACCUAAAGGAUUCCAACAUGCUGUUUGUGGGAGGCUUGCUCAUUGCACUUGCUGUGGAGCAAUGGAACCUGCAUAAGCGCAUUGCCCUCCGAGUCCUUCUCAUCGUUGGAGUCAAGCCAGCUCUGCUGAUGAUGGGAUUUAUGGGAACCACAGCCUUCCUGUCUAUGUGGAUCAGCAACACAGCCACUACCGCUAUGAUGGUGCCCAUUGCUCAUGCAGUGCUGGAGCAGCUGAGUAACAGCGAGGCCGAGACACAGGAUGAUUAUGAAGGUGCCCAUCAGAACCCAGGAUAUGAGCCUGAGACAAUGACAGAGAAAAAAAUGGAGUUGACGACCAAUGGCAGCAAUGGUCACAUCUUCCAAGUGGAAGAGGGAGCAGGACCUGUAACCAACAGUUCUUCAGCUCUGAGGAAUAAGUACAGUGAGCUGUCUAAGGGGAUGAGUCUCUGUGUGUGCUACGCUGCCAGCAUAGGGGGAACGGCAACGCUUACAGGGACCACUACCAAUCUCAUUCUAAAGGGACAAGUAGAUGAUCUCUUUAAAAAUAACAAUGAUGUGGUCAACUUUGCUACCUGGUUUGCCUUUUCCUUUCCCAACAUGAUUCUCAUGCUGUUUCUCGCCUGGUUCUGGCUACAGUGGAUGUACAUGGGCUUCAAUUUCAAGGAGACAUUUGGCUGUGGAAAGGAACGUACGGAAAGGGACAGGAAGGCCUACAAUGUAAUAAAGGAGGAGCACAAUAAGUUGGGCAAGAUGACAUUUGCUGAGAUAGGCGUUCUUAUUAUCUUUAUUGUGCUGGUCCUUCUCUGGUUCACUCGGGAUCCUGGCUUCAUGAAGGGCUGGGCCACAGAUCUCUUCAAAGUAGAAAACAAACAGUAUGUCACAGAUGGGACUGUUGCCAUCUUCAUGGGCAUGGUCCUGUUUUUUGUGCCAUCUGAACUUCCACGUUUCUUCUGCUGUGAAAAAGAUCAGAGCCAGAGGGAAACUUUCAAGGCUCCAAAGGCCUUAAUGACUUGGGAUGUCGUUCAUGAAAAGAUGCCCUGGAAUAUUGUCCUGCUUCUAGGAGGUGGCUUUGCUCUGGCAAAAGGAAGUGAGGAAUCCGGCUUAUCUGGAUGGCUGGGCCAGAAGCUAACACCUUUACAGGAAAUCCCAGCCCCGGCCACUGCUCUUAUCAUCUGCAUACUUGUGGCCUUUUUUACGGAGUGCUCUAGCAAUGUCGCCACCACCACACUCUUCCUGCCUAUCCUGGCAUCAAUGGCCCAGGCCAUCAACCUCAAUCCUUUGUACGUCAUGCUCCCGUGCACACUCUGUGCAUCCAUGGCUUUCAUGCUUCCCGUGGCUACACCUCCAAAUGCAAUUGUCUUCUCCUAUAAAAACCUUAAAGUCAUUGAUAUGGUAAAGGCUGGAUCUGUGUUGAAUAUCAUUGGCGUGUUAUGUAUUAACUUGGCACUCAACACAUGGGGUAUGGCUUUGUUCCACUUGGACACAUUUCCAGAAUGGGCAAAAACCAAUUUAACAUCGUCAAACCCCUAGCAACAGAUCUACACAACAUGGCAGACCCAAAUGAUGGAAGAACCUAUGGAAGUCCAGAUUUUAGCACUAUGUCCAAAGGUUUCUCUUAUCUCAGUGUACUAGGGCAGAGGCUUGCCUCCUUUAAACCUGAGAAGAGAUGGCUUGAGAGUUUCAUAAAGAACUGAGCAUUCAAAAUCAGUUGAAGCAGCUCACACCAAACUAUUUCUACGCAGAGGUAUAGAGCUGCCAUGCGUAUGUCAUGGUGUUUAGUCUCAAAAAUGUCAUCUUUCUUUUUAUAUGCAUUUUAAAUGUAUUUUUAGUUUGGUUAAGCACAACCAAUGAACACCUUGUAUGUACUUUUUGAUGAAACUAAUAAUAUAUUUUGUACAUAUUGUAUCUGGGCUCACAGAACUGGAAAGCACUGCUAGUCCUGGCGAAAGCACAGAAUGAGAAGUGCCAGUGGGAAGCAUUGCUGAGUGGAAUGGAUUUCAUUGAUGCCUUUAGCCAUUUAACAUCAUUAUGAAAUGGUUCAUUUACUGUCAGAUUUGUGUACUCCUGUAAGAGAUCUUACCAUUACUGCUUUUGCAACCACAGUUUUUGAGAACAGCAGCAGUGACAAUCUCAGUCCCCCGUCCUUUUAGUCAGACUUGCAUCCUCAAGGUCCACUCGAUUGUAGAAGGGUACUUCCUUAUUAAGGCAGGUCAUUGAGGCUCAUAGUUAUUCUUCAAAUAUUCUGGACAUCACUCUUAAAUAUUUGAACGCCACAAUGUUUGCAAAUGUCCUGAUCAAACAGUUGCAACAUAGUAAAACUCUAAAGUGAAAGCCUCCAGUCACUAUAUUUAGGUGCGAAUUGAAUAGUUCAAACUAAAAACUUUAAGUCAUUGUCCACUUCUUGAGUGGAUGCAGUUUUCUAAUUUCUUUUCAGAGGUAAUGAAUAUAAAUGUAUGAGAUUCAGAGUCUUAGUAGCUUAGACGUGAGAGUCUAAAGGCCAGAAUUUAUCAGAAUGAGUCUUAAAUAUUUUAAAAGGGAAAGUUUUUAAAUUAGUAUAACACAUUAAUCCCAGACAAACAGGCAAUGGGAGCUCAAACCUUAGAUAAACAAUUAUUUUGAUGUCCACUUUUUCACAGCCAUAAUAUUUCAGAGUCUUAAUUAUAUGACAGUAAAAUAAUGACAAACUCUAAGUGAAUGUCUCUGUCAACUACUGAUUCGUUCAAAUGGAUAUCAGUGCAUGAAGAUGUAAGCUCUCUCUUCCUAUUGCUUUUGUAUUACAAUUCCUAGCUUGUUGGAGAUUACACAUAUAGUGUGACUGCGAGCAGACAAACAGAGCACAUCUUUUCUUGAACUUGAAUAGAAGAAAAUACACCCAUUAGGUUUAAGUAUAGAAAUGAAUUGGAAUAAACAUAAACUAUAUAGUGAAAUUCAAUAACAAUUCAAUUAUCCAGCUUUUCAUCUUUUAAACUAGUUGUCCCACCCUACCUCAUUUUCAUUAUCUUCUACAAUGCUACAUAAAUUCUAUUUACAGGAAGUUGUAUGUGUGUUGGCCUUUUUGUAACACUGGCUUUGGAAACGUUUUAUUAGUCCUUCUACACUUUAGGGGAAAUGUGAGAGUGGGUACUUUAGGGGCAUGUAUAUUUUUAUUGGCUUAAAAGUACAAAUUAUGAAUCAACAAGCGAAGUACAGGUCAAUGUGAACUUCUGUAUUGGUGAAUCUUAAUUAUAUUUAUAGAGUAAUUUGUGAAAUCCAUUUAAUAAGGUAAGUAUAACUGAGAGAUUAGUUUGGUUUAAGUGACGUGUAUGUAGGACU